UGGAACUGGAUGAGCAUUGUGCUCCUUUGCAACCCAUAGAUGAUUCUAUGAUCUUGACCUGAAAGAAAGCAGUGCUCUGUCCUGGCACUGCUAAAUGCUGAGUAUUGGUGUGCCAGUCCACGUAAUCAGUUAUAGCUGCAAAAUACCUGCACUAAAGCACAGAGCAGCGCAUCACUAGCAUGAAGUUGUCACUGGAUACUUCCAACACUUCCUCUAAUACCUGAGGUUAUCAAACAGAGCUUCAGCAUCUUUGCAAAGUUUGGGAGGCAUCUGUAGACCGUCUGGAUGGAUGAAGAUCCCUCUGAAGCAGCAGCAGGAUGAUGCCUCAGAGCUGCUGCAAGUGCUUACCAGAGAGCACUGGUGGCACAGCCGGAGCAAUCGAGUGCUUCCCUCACUGCCACCGAGCUGUGAAAUCGGACGUGACCUAUUGACUGAUCCUCAGACCGAAAUUAAAAGGUAUCGAUGGGCUCUUCGGGGCUGUUGUAGAGGAAGUGCAUUCAUCCUAUGCAGGACACUUGUAGUGGCGAUGCACUUGAGCAGGGCGCUGAUCAGAGAAACCUAAAGGAGUGCCUAGUGCCACGUCUUGGCCUCAUGUUGGACUGCUAUGGACCCGGCCAUCCCUGCCUUAUCUCUGCCUGUGCUGGGAAGCUCAGACACAGCAGAUGUACCUCUUUCCUUUGGAGGAUGAAAGGGAACGUGGUUGGUAGGAAGCUCAAGCUGUGGAUUUCUCAUUUCUAGCCUUUCUUUGAAUGUGGUUUCACCCUCCCCAUAAAUAUUAAUUUGGUCACCGUUGAGUCGUGCUCAGAGCUGUAGCAGACGGACCAACACAUUGAUUUUCUCCUCCCUCCAUCCCCAGCAAAUAUAAAUCCAAGUGUGCAGAGCCUGCAUUCCACCAAUUGCUCGGGUGGUGACAUGAACUGUUCGUAAUGUGAAAUCCAACGCACACGGAUGGAAGAUGUCAGGGGUUGUCACUGGAUACCAUAGAGCUUAAUUUUACACAUUUGCUGUAAAGAAAGUCUUAAAAUGGCACAAUAACCAUGGGAGACUGGAAUUUCCUUGGAGGCAUUCUGGAGGAGGUCCACAUUCACUCCACUAUAAUUGGCAAGAUUUGGCUAACCAUCCUCUUCGUGUUCCGAAUGCUUGUCCUUGGAGUGGCCACCGAGGACGUCUGGAAUGAUGAACAGUCAGAAUUUAUUUGCAAUACUGAGCAACCUGGCUGUAGGAACGUGUGCUAUGAUGAGGCCUUUCCCAUCUCUCUCAUAAGAUACUGGGUCUUGCAAGUUAUCUUUGUGUCUUCUCCUUCUUUGGUGUAUAUGGGUCACGCCUUAUACAGACUAAGAGCCUUAGAGAAAGAGAGACAGAAGAAGAAAGCUCAGGUGAGAGUGGAACUUGAAAGCACUGAACUAGAAAUGACAGAAUAUCGGAAAAGGCUGGAGAGGGAACUCCGGCAGCUGGACCAAAGAAAGCUGAACAAAGCACCCCUGCGAGGUUCGUUGCUCUGCACUUACGUGAUACACAUUUUCACUAGGUCUGCAGUGGAAGUCGGUUUCAUGAUUGGGCAAUAUCUGCUUUACGGGUUUCGCCUGGAUCCCCUUUACAAAUGUCAAAGAGAUCCAUGUCCAAACGUAGUCGACUGCUUUGUAUCACGGCCAACAGAAAAGACGGUGUUCAUCCUAUUCAUGCAGUCAAUAGCGACCGUAUCAUUGCUUUUAAAUGUCUUAGAAAUUAUCCACCUCGGAUUCCGAAAAAUUAAAAUAGGUCUCUGUGGGCAGGAGGAAAACAAGGAUUACCGUGGCAAUUUCUACACAAACAAAUCCAAGAAAUACUCUGUGAUACCCCGCUCUUCUCUGGGUAUAUCUGCAACUCCUCAAAAAACUCUCCCUUCUGUACUUAGCGGUUAUGCCUUUUUAAUGGAAAAGCAAACCGACACUGCCAUCUACCCGGUCUUAAAUUCUGCUCCCACGUUCCCCUCUAUUCAAAAUAACCACACAGAAAAUAGAGGCAAUUACACCCACCACAAUCAGGACAACAAACUGCCGAAGAAAAAGCCAGCUACAGAUGCUUUAGCUGGUCAGACUCAGAAAGCUAGCACAAACUGCACUGAAGGCUUGCUGGGCAGGCCUGGGACUGAAAGGAGGAAUUCCCAGAAAGAAGCUGAUCAGAAACACUUCCUUGCUGGUACUCAGAAUGCAGAUACCGCUUCAAGAAGCUUUGCUGAGAUGCUGUCGCAGCCCCCUCUGCAGCCUUUUCCCGUUGCCAGCCUGAGAAGACAGCACGGAAUCAUCUCCUCCUGGAACUGCUCCGCAGCGGCCGAAAGCGUCGGAUCCUCCACCAAUUCCCUCACAAAAAGCAGCAGCAGGAGACGGAGCAGCCUCAGCGUGAGCCAAGGCCAACUGCCCCCCAAAGCCGACACCCGGCACCCCAGCCGCCCCGACACCCCCGACUCGGCAGGGGAGGCCAGCACGGGCUCCAAGCAGAGCCAGGGCUGCGGCAGCCCCCAGCCACUGCCCUUAUCUGGGCGUCCAUCGCUGUCAAGCAGCGCGAGCAGCCGGCGGGCCCCCACCGACCUGCAGAUAUAGCAUGGCUGCCCAAGCAGUGUGCUUGGCUAGCUGCCGGGCUUUGUGAUAGAAGCAAGAGCAGCCACGAGCAGCUUUCUAGUUCAGUUUUAGCCUUCCGCAGAGGUUAAGGUAGAAGUUGUGCAGCCCUUUUGCUUUUAGCUAAAUGACAUCUGAACCAUCUGCUUGCUUCGCUGGCAACGGAGGGAUGGCUUAAACCUCUGUGCCAAGCUUCUGCAUUAACCUUCCAGCUGCAAAGGAAAAUGUACAUCAUAUAAAUCCACAUACAAAUCCACACAUGAGAAGUCAGGAUUAAAAUUAUAGCUGGCGAUAUGUAAGCCGGCUAAAAGUAGAAGACAAAAUUCCAGUCUAUAAAUGUAUUUUAUGAAAACUAGUAAAUGAAAUUAGGUGAAAAAAAAAAGGCACUGAGAUACCUGAGAGAAAAUAAUUAACAAUAAAUAACAUUCUUAGAACCAGGAA
Molecule: messenger RNA, 3035 nt
Organism: Centrocercus urophasianus (Greater sage-grouse)
Lineage: Eukaryota; Metazoa; Chordata; Aves; Galliformes; Phasianidae
Gene: GJA9
Product: gap junction protein alpha 9
Exons: 2
Coding region: 1038-2579 (513 amino acids)
Biological process (GO): cell communication
Cellular component (GO): connexin complex
Source: RefSeq, a predicted model, not a curated record